UCACCCUCGCAGCUAUUUGCCUUCCAUGAGCUCACUUCGGAAGUCAGUGUGGCAGCUCGCAUUGUGAGGUAGUGUUGGUGGAGGGGAUCUGGCUCGUCCUUCGUUGAAGAUCUGGGCCUGUGAGCCCUGAGAGCCUGAUCCUGUGAGCCCUGAGACCCUGCUCCUUUGAUCCCUGUGAGCCUGCUCUUGAGCCCUGAGAGCCUGCUCUUGAACCCUGUGAGCCCUGAGAGCCUGCUCCACGCCCCACCUGAGGUAGUUGUGAGCGUUGUUGCCUCGUACACCAGCAGGAGUAUUCCCGCCUGACUAUAGCCCCUGAGACUAGUCUAAAUAACAGCAUCGAUUCAUGAUGCAGUGCCUACGUGUGGUGCUGUUUGUGAUCUUCGGUACACUGGCUUGGGCUUCACAGGAUUGUAAAAACAAGAUAUCAUGCUCGGAUUGUAUUCAAACACCAAAUUGUAUGUGGUGUGGAAAAUCAGGGAAUUUUACUGAUGCUGAUGAAAAAUAUUUGUCAAGAUGCAUCAAACGAACAGACGAGGUGGCUUCCAGAUGGCGUGCUGCCUGUGGUGCAGAUAGCAUUAAUGAACCUGGGAACUACUUUGAGAUGGUUGAUGAUUUUGAACUGACGCAAGCUGGUGUACUGGCUGGUAGCGGUAGCGGCAGUGGCAUUGGAAUUGGUGGCAGUGAGAGUGGAGAAGCCGUGGUGCAAAUAAAACCACAACGGGUCACCAUGAAGCUCAGAGUCCAAGAGGCAUACAGUAUGCAGGUGACCUUCAGACAGGCUGAAGAUUAUCCAGUGGAUCUCUACUACCUUAUGGACUUAUCUAAGUCUAUGGAGGAUGAUAAAGAGUCUCUCUCCAAGCUUGGUGCACAACUGGCUGAAGAGAUGCAGAAAAUCACCAAGAACUUUAAGCUUGGUUUUGGGUCUUUUGUUGACAAAGUUGUCAUGCCCUAUGUCAGCACUGUUCCAGAAAGGCUUCAGGCUCCUUGUACGAAUUGUGCAUCUCCUUAUGGAUUCCGAAAUGCGUUGCCACUUACUACCAAUGCUGAAGCUUUUGCUCGAGAGGUUCAAGAUGCACCUGUAUCUGGUAAUUUGGAUGCACCUGAGGGAGGUUUUGAUGCUAUUAUGCAGGCCAUUGUAUGUCAAAAGCACAUCAAUUGGCGACAGGAGGCUCGCAGACUUCUGGUGUUCUCCACUGAUGCGGGCUUCCAUUAUGCUGGUGAUGGCAAGCUUGGUGGUAUUGUUAAGCCCAAUGAUGGUGAAUGUCACAUGGAUCUCAAAGGGGAGUACUAUACACACUCCACACUCCAGGAUUAUCCUUCAGUGUCACAGAUAAACCAAGUUACUAAGGAACACAAGAUGAACUUGAUUUUUGCCGUCACUGAAGAGCAGUCAUCAGUAUACUCUCGUUUGUCACAAAUGAUUGAAGGAUCUAGUCAGGGUGAAUUGACAGCAAAUUCUUCCAAUGUCGUUGAACUUGUCAAGCGGGAAUACAAUAAAAUUACCAGUAAAGUGGAGUUGAAGGACAAUGCCACAGCGCCAGUAUUUAUUCGCUACUUCUCCAAGUGCAAAGGUAGCACAGAGAAGGAAACUUCAGUUUGUCAAGGUCUGCGUGUGGGUGAUCAAGUGGAAUUCCGCGCCGAAAUUACCGUUGAAAAAUGCCCUGCGGAUAGGAAAGACUGGCACCAAGUGAUUGGCAUCUAUCCGGUUGGCCUGCGUGAGAACCUGACAAUUGAACUGGAUAUGCUCUGCGACUGCCUGUGUGAGCGGCCAGGAAAUGAGGGCUACAUUUCUGGAGCUGAAGAGUGUAACUUGCAUGGCACAUACCAGUGUGGAGUGUGUAAGUGUGACCAAGGGUUCUUGGGCAGCAACUGUGAAUGUGGUACCAACACUCCUCGGGGAACAGGCAGCCUUGACGACUCGAGUUGUCGGGAAACAAAUUCUUCUGCUAUCUGUAGUGGCCGUGGCACUUGCACGUGUGGAGAGUGCAAGUGUAAUGAGAGGGAUGAGCCAGAUGAGGUUGUAGAUGGCAAGUUCUGUGAGUGUACAAACUUCCUGUGUAAUCGUUUCAAUGGCUUGUUGUGCUCUGGCCCAGACCAUGGUGAGUGUGUGUGUAAUGAUUGCAAGUGCAAGCCAGGCUGGACAGGGGAAGCCUGCAACUGUGAAGAUAGUAUAGAAAACUGCAUCAACCCUGCCAAUGGUGAAAUAUGCUCUAAUCAGGGAGAAUGUGAGUGUAAUCAGUGCAAGUGUUUUGAAAAUGCUGACGGCCGCUACUCUGGCAAGUGGUGCGAGGACUGCCCGACAUGCAAGGGCAAGUGCGUACCAUACAAGGCCUGCGUACAGUGCCAGGUGUUCGAGACUGGUGAGUUCACCCCUGAGGAGUGUAUCGCCAACUGCACGCUCUUCAAUGCAACACGUGUUCCUGAAGCCGUUGAGGAAGAAGGUGAACGACUGUGCAGCUUCUUUGAUGAAAAUGAUUGCCGUUUCAAGUUUGUAUACGGCUACGAUGAGAAUAAGGAACCCAUAGUACGUGUUCAGCAGACCCUUGAAUGUCCACCAAAACUUGAUAUUCUUGGAAUUGUUCUUGGUGUGAUCGGUGCAAUUGUUGCGGUGGGACUGGCGCUCCUGCUGAUGUGGAAGGUUCUCACUACCAUCCAUGACAAACGGGAAUUUGCACGUUUUGAAAAGGAACGCAUGAUGGCUAGAUGGGAUACAGGUGAGAAUCCCAUCUACAAGCAGGCAACAUCAACAUUUAAGAACCCCAUGUAUGGUGGCAAGUAAAUUGCCAUUUUCUUUGAUCUCAUUCUAGGAUCUGAAAACAUAUUUGAUAUGUUAGCCUUAAAAGUGCUGGAACUGGUUGCUAGUACUGUAGUUUAUAAUAAACGUGAAUUCCGUGUUCAUAGAAACUCACAUGUAACAUUAGCUUAUGCCUUGAACCUCUUGAUAAUAUUAGGCUAGUCUCAUAUAUUCAUAUAAUUGUAUGUGUAUGUAAUGUAGUUAAUGGUAUAUCAGGUUUGCUGGACGAUCCAGUGUGAUAUGUGCCAAUUGUAGUGGAAGUUUUAUCAAGUUUAGUACUAAACCUAUUUUUUCUCAUGUUAUAGACUGGCAUUUUCAGAUGUAUCUUUGUUGUAUUUAUACUUAGUUAAUAAUAUACAGUAUAACUUAGUGAUUUAUACCAAUAUUAAACAGUGAUAUAUAAUACUGCUCCAUAUUUGCACAAAAAACUGACAAAACUUACUACAAAGCACUUUUGUAGUUUGAAAUUUUCUAAUGAUCACAGUAUAAGUACAGAAAAGACCAUUGAUGCUAAAAUGUAAUAAAAUUAUCAAAUUAUUAAGUAAAGCUCUCUACUUAUAUAUUGUGCUAUAUCCUUUAUAUCCUAUGGAUGUAAAAGUAACAAGAUUGGAUUAAAAACAGCUAACUUGUGAGUUGGGAUGGGAAAGAGUACGUUAAUGUGUUUCAUAAGGCUUUAAGUUGUCUUGUUGCAAAUUUGAUGAAAAUGUAUGUAUAACUAUCUGUAAUUUUUUUUUUAUGAAAAUGCAUUGGAAAAUGAGUGUGAAUGUAUCCAAGUUUGCAAUGGAAAAAUGUUUGAUAUGAAAUCUUUGUAUAUAAUUAGCUCUAAAGGUGCUUUCAGUUUUUAGUGUAAUUUUAUUUUAUAUAAUGCUGUACUUGUUAUUUAAGAAUGUAUAAUUAUAUUUAAUACAAAAAUAUACCAUAUUUACUGGGAUAGUUUUGAAGCUUUACUAAUGUAUAAUGUUAAAUAUAAUACAAUUUUAUAUCGAAAUAGAACAAAUUAAAAACCAGUCGAUCAAAUGUAACUGCAUUGUUUGGGAAACCACAUUAUUUAUAAUUUCUAAAUGCAAUGCCUCAUUACAGUACUAGUACUUGUAAGUUAUUUAGAAAAAUGUUUAAAUUCAUCAGCAAUUUUUAUAUUUCUGAUUAUGAAGCCAAAGUUUGUGGACAAUCAAAAAGAUGUGUAAUAUUUUGGUCACAGUGGAGGCAGCUACUUUAUUUGUAUCUCAUGUAUUUACAGUAUUCUGUAAUGACAACUUAAUGUUUUUCAGCAAAAUACACCUUGUAUAGUGCGAUAGUAAUUAAUACAUAUGUACAGCAACUGUACAAUUAUUUAAUAAAUUGAACUACUC
Procambarus clarkii (red swamp crayfish) is the source of this 4143-nucleotide messenger RNA. RefSeq names its product position-specific antigen beta subunit myospheroid (gene mys). Gene Ontology annotation, biological process: integrin-mediated signaling pathway; cell-matrix adhesion; cell migration. The record is from RefSeq and is a predicted model, not a curated record. Gene Ontology annotation, molecular function: integrin binding. Lineage: Eukaryota; Metazoa; Arthropoda; Malacostraca; Decapoda; Cambaridae. Gene Ontology annotation, cellular component: integrin complex; cell surface; focal adhesion.